This is a messenger RNA of Myotis davidii, 3701 nucleotides long. It is a transcript of the gene ELL2, whose product is annotated as elongation factor RNA for polymerase II 2. NCBI's taxonomy places the organism in Eukaryota, Metazoa, Chordata, Mammalia, Chiroptera, Vespertilionidae. Gene Ontology annotation, biological process: positive regulation of transcription elongation by RNA polymerase II; transcription elongation by RNA polymerase II; snRNA transcription by RNA polymerase II. The record is from RefSeq and is a predicted model, not a curated record. Gene Ontology annotation, cellular component: transcription elongation factor complex. Bases 1 to 2172 code for a protein of 723 amino acids. Gene Ontology annotation, molecular function: cis-regulatory region sequence-specific DNA binding. The transcript is spliced from 13 exons.
AUGGAGCUGGGGCACACCUUGUACUCGCAGGGACUUGGGGAUAUAGGCGCUUCGUGUACGGCGGGACACACCGUGUACUCGCAGAGAUGGGGGCACAGGCACUCCGUAUAUGGGGGGGGGCACGUUUCGCGUACUCGGAAAGGCUGGGACACAGGCGCUCCGCGUACGAGUGAGGAGGGGGGACACAUUCGUUCCCCGCACUCCCAGGGACUUGGGGACAAGGCGCUUUGGGUUCCCGAGACGCACGAACACCGCGAUCCAGGGAGCUACACACCCAGCGCUCUCCCAGGAGCUAGGCACCGGUUACAGGGGCAGAUUGGUGGAGGCUCCUCGUACCAGAAAGAUGUCCCGCAUCUCCGGGAGAGACUGACCAACCAGAACCAAAUCUGGGUGAAUAACUUAAUUCCUUUUCGACCUUCAAUUCAGUUCCAAGGGCUCCAAGGGCUUGUCAAAAUUCCCAGAAAUGAUCCCAUCAAUGAAGUACAUACAUUUAACUUCUAUUUGUCAAAUGUGGGCAAAGACAACCCUCAAGGCAGCUUUGACUGCAUUCAGCAGAGAUUCUCCAGCUCUGGAGCCUCCCAGCUCAAUUGCCUAGGAUUUAUACAAGAUAAAAUUACAGUGUGUGCAACGAACGACUCGUAUCAGAUGACACGAGAAAGAAUGACCCAGGCAGAGGAGGAAUCCCGCAACCGAAGCACAAAAGUUAUUAAACCCGGUGGACCAUAUGUAGGAAAAAGAGUGCAGAUUCGGAAAGCACCUCAAGCUCUAUCAGAUGCAGUGCCUGAGAGGAAACGGUCAACCCCCAUGAACCCUGCAAAUACAAUUCGAAAGACACACUGCAGCAGCAGUGUUUCUCAGCGGCCAUAUAGGGACAGGGUGAUUCACUUACUGGCACUGAAGGCCUACAAGAAACCUGAGCUGCUGGCUCGACUGCAGAAAGAUGGUGUCAAUCAAAAAGACAAGAACUCCCUCGGAGCAAUUCUGCAACAGGUAGCUAAUCUGAAUCCUAAGGACCUCUCGUAUACCUUAAAGGAUUAUGUUUUCAAAGAGCUUCAGAGAGAUUGGCCUGGAUACAAUGAAAUUGACAGACGUUCAUUAGAGUUUGUGCUCUCAAAAAAACUAAAUGCAUCUCAGAAUGCUGCCAGCACCAGGCGUUCAGAAUCUCCUGUAUGUUCCAGUAGAGACAUUGCUUCUUCUCCUCAGAAACGGCUUUUAGAGUCAGAGUUCAUUGAUCCUUUAAUGAAUAAAAAAGCUCGAAUAUCUCACCUAACAAAUAGAGUGCCGCCAACAUUAAAUGGUCAUUUGAAUUCCACCAGUGAAAAAUCUGCAGGCCUCCUGCUGCCCCCUGCAGCUGCUGCCAUCCCCACCGCUCCACCACUGCCUUCAAACCACCUGCCCGCCUCCAACCCUCCUCAGACUGUAGAUUCUAACUCCAAUUCCCCUAGCACUCCAGAAGGCCGGGGGACUCAAGACCUACCUGUUGACAGUUUUAGUCAAAACAGUAGUAACUGUGAGGACCAGCAAGAUAAAUAUACCUCUAGGACUUCUCUGGAAACCUUACCCUCUGAUUCAGUUCUACUAAAGUGUCCAAAGCCUAUGGAAGAAAACCAUUCAAUGUCUCACAAGAAGUCCAAAAAGAAGUCUAAAAAACACAAGGAAAAGGACCAAAUAAAGAUACAUGACAUUGAGAUGAAUGAGGAAAAGGAAGAGGACCUUAAAGGAGAUGAGGAAAUUGCCAAGCUGAACAACUCCAGUCCAGAUUCCAGUGAAGGAGUUAAAGAGGGUUGCCCUGCCUCCAUGGAGCCUUCUUCAACAAUUGAACUCCCAGAUUAUUUGAUAAAAUAUAUUGCUAUCGUCUCCUAUGAACAACGCCAGAAUUACAAGGCUGACUUCAACGCAGAGUAUGAUGAAUACAGGGCCUUGCAUGCCAGAAUGGAGACUGUAGCUAGAAGAUUUAUCAAACUGGAUGCACAACGAAAGCGCCUUUCUCCAGGCUCAAAAGAGUAUCAGAAUGUUCAUGAAGAAGUCUUACAAGAAUAUCAGAAGAUCAAGCAGUCUAGUCCCAAUUACCAUGAAGAAAAAUACAGAUGCGAGUAUCUUCAUAACAAGCUGGCUCAUAUCAAAAGACUGAUAGGUGAAUUUGACCAACAGCAAGCAGAGGCAUGGCACUAGCUCUGCUUGGACAGAAGAUGUGAAUAAACUUAAGCUUAUUUAUUUAAAAUUCCAAAUGAGUUGCUCUAAGAUUCUAAAAAAGGAAACUUUGCCUGUUGAAAGUUUCAGUAUUUGUAAACUUGAGUUAACUAUUUUUUUUCUUUCUGUCCCCCUCCCACAACCCCUAAUUUCUUUGCCUCCCUGCAAUUUUGAAGCUGCUUUUUCUGGUCCUUCCCCUCCUCUCCUGCCCCCCUGUCAAGACUUGUGUUUGUCAAUAGAAGUAAAUUUUUUUAGAUAUUGGGGAUCCAGUAUCUAUACUUUAAAUCAGUUUUUUGUUCUUAUAAACUUGUUUGUAAUUAGCAAUGAUUUUUUUAGAUAUUGGGGAUCCAGUGUCCACACUUCAAAGUUAUGUGUGUUAAAAAACAAACCAGUAAUGUGCAAGGUGAAAUGCGUUUGGAUAAACAUAAGCCUAUUUUCUGACCUUUCUUAAUGCAAACUCUUUGCCUUAAAUGGUAGAAAAUUUAGAAAUUUGCACAAAAUACAAAAAAAAUUAAAACAUUGUAUUGGAGGGUUAAGAAAUAAAAAGGUCUACGAGUAUGUAAUAUGUGUGUAGCUACACAUACACAUAUAUAUAUACAGGCUAACUUAAUCUAGAACAGUAAAGUGCCCUGCAAGUUAACCCCCCAUUGCAAUGGUUGCCUUAAGGUGUUUGCUAGUUAUGUACAUAGUGUGGUUAAUCAUUAGCUACACUGCUUCCCACCUGAUUGGAGCAACGGGAAGCACACUGUGGCCUACCAGCGUCUGAACGUGUGCGCGACCUGUGUGUGUGCAGAGGUGGUGUGGAUGUGAGCGUGCAUGAAGGAAAAAAAGCUGCUACUCUUAGUAGGCCAAACGCUCAGGUUAAACAACUGACGAGUGUUACUGUAGGUUUUUGUUUUUGUUUUUGUUUUGUCCAAUUGCUACUUCUAUUGUGAAAGACAAAAGCAUUUCCAUUUCAACUGUUUGUCAGCUUUGUCGUUGGGCAAAAUUGGUAUGUUAUGAAAAUGAAACAAAUCUAUAGUUUUGGGGCAAAAUUAUAAAAUUAAAUAUGUAGGUAAACUAUUUAUAUACUGCUAUAAAGUAUUUUUUGAGGAGAGAUGUGCAAAGAAGUUAUUACCUACAUGAAAUGUAUAUUUAAAGAUUUUUUUCUUCAUCCUGGGUGCCAGGAAUAUAAAAAAGAGUGGAUAUAUUUAACAAUAGCAUACUGUGAUUCAUCAAACAGCACAAACUUUCAGUUCAUGGAGUUUAUCUGUUGACAUUGAUUUAAACUAUCACUUGUUUUAUCAUGUGGGAACAUAAGUUAUGUCAAAAUGUAAGGAUUUUGAACUAAUGUUGAUUCAAGUUGUGUUGUCUUACCGUAUUGUCUUUUCAAAGUGCUGCCAGUUAAAAAGGGAAGCAUUAUGUUUACAAAUCUGUUUUGAAAUGUUUGCCAAAUUUUGGUAGUAUCUUUAAUAAAGAUGUUUGUCUCCAGCAUCCAAAAAAUAAAUAACUCUGUUGUGUAUCACUGUAAA